Bemisia tabaci is the source of this 1522-nucleotide messenger RNA. RefSeq lists its product as uncharacterized. Lineage: Eukaryota; Metazoa; Arthropoda; Insecta; Hemiptera; Aleyrodidae. The record is from RefSeq and is a predicted model, not a curated record.
GGACUUGUAAAAUUUUUGGCAUCGAUGGACCAUAUCCUCCAGGAUGGGUCUGGUAUCGGAGACUGGAGAGUAGGGUCUGAUUCGGGAAUUUCGAUUUUUAGUGAAGUGGAGAUGCGUAUCGGAACCUUGUGUUAAGGGAUGAGCAACUGGGAUUGGAUAUUGCAAUGUUCAGUUUGAUGAAUCAACAUUUUUUUUUCUUUUUUUCUUUGGUGGAAAUUUACUGUUACAGUCAGACCCAAGUAGUAUGAGUUGCAAUAUGUUGUACUAAUGUAGUAAGAAAAUCGCAACUUAUCGAGUGGCGUGGAUGUUGCCUAUUCACGUAAUGCAAGGAGCGGGGAAAAUCGCAACUUCAUUGCAAUAAAAUCAUGACUCUCGCAGUCUCGCGACAACAUAUCGCCAGACUGCUGCUGCUGCCGCCAGACCGCAUUCGCGUCGCGCUACAAUGGACCAAUAGAAUUUGUCCGUCUGCGUGGCUCGCCGCUCGCGCAUCUUCAACGGAUUUUGUUGAUUUGUUCGCUUCGCUCGCUCUGCCUGCCUUCGUUUGUAGCUUCGUGUCUGGUAUUUGCUCUCAUCGUGCUUAAAUUAGCAUUUAUACAAGUGUUCCUGUUUUACGCACGCGAAAUAAACUAAUUUAGAAACUGUGGAACUUUCAUUCUUUUGGUGUAACUGUGUAAGUUGGAAGUUCUCCUGAAGUGUUGGUGAAUGUGAUGUGAUGCCGGUUCGCGAACCAAGAUGGCGGAAACUGACACUGAAGAGAAAUUGAAGAAGCUAGAAGAUAAACUGAAAUUGAAAGAAGGCACUAUGAAGGAUGAAGUUGUGAAGGGUUUUGCGUCGAUGCACCGAAAUGAUUCUAACCUCACUGCCACGGCAAGAGGUAUGGCAAGAGAGAUGCUAUCAAAAAAGAUUCUAGCCUUAUUUUCUCUGCAUGGAGGGCAUGCAAAGGGUUUUACAGAAACAAAAUGGGCGUUCGAUCAGCUGGAGACCUACUCAGUCAUUAUUGAGAUGGUAAGACUUUUAUGGGAAAAUCAUCACACCAAUUUAAAGGCUGAUGUGAAUGGAACACUUGGGCCUUUCCUUACUGGGAUGAACAAGAAGCCGGUUUCAUUAAAGCACCCAUCAAAGCAGUAAAGUCUCGUGACGUCAUUAAUUUGAAUCAUUUGAUUGAGAUUUUUUGACAGUUUGUCUUUAAUUUUUUUGGAUUAUUUCUGUAAUCUUAUUAAUUUUGAUUUUGAUAAUGACAAAGUUACCUUUCUUACUGGAAUGAACAAGAAGCCGGUUUCAUUGAAGCCCCCAUCAAAGCAUUAAAGCCGUGUCAUGUCAUUAAUGUGAAUCAUUUGAUUGAGAUUUUUUGACAGUUUGUCUUUAAUUUUUUUGGAUUAUUUUUGUAUUCUCAUUAUUUUUGAUUUUGCCAAUAACAAAGUUACCCAAUUAUAUUAUGAUUUGAUCGGUAUUACUGUCAAAACCAAGGCCAAUGUGAAGGAAUACUUUCAAGUUCUCAAUUUAUAAAAUGUUUCUGAAGAGC